AUGACAACUCCGAGUUCCUACCACCGGAACAAUAACAAUAUUCUCCUCGAACGCCAGGAUAAUGGGACUCCCACCUCGUGCAGAAGUGCCGGCGACAAGGAAAACAACACGUUCUAUACUUUUUUAAUCCAGCUCGGAACUCCGAAACAAACCUUGCAGAUGAACUUUGAUUCAGCUUCAGCGGACACUUGGGUGUGGUCCACAGCUAUACCGGACGCCAAUGAUGUCCCCAACGCGACCCUCUUCGAUCUUCUCGAAUCACUCACUUUUCAGAGCAUCUCUGGCAGCACCUGGCAAGUCCGGUAUGGCGAUGGCUUUGCCGUUUCUAGAACAGUCGGGACGAACGUUCUUAAGGUGGAAAUUAUCGUGAUUGAGAACCAGGCUGUGUCUGAUACUGCCAUCACGAUAAUGACGGCCUCCGACGGACGAAGUUUUUCGAUAGAGCUGGAGGAGCGUGGCUUUCCCCUAAUGACACGCUUGUUGAAGAUAUGCCAACUUUCUCGGUUGCUGUGGGAAAUCUCCAAGUUGCCACAUUCGUGCCGGCAAGCAAGCCUGGAUGCUUGA
Molecule: messenger RNA, 564 nt
Organism: Cladophialophora bantiana CBS 173.52
Lineage: Eukaryota; Fungi; Ascomycota; Eurotiomycetes; Chaetothyriales; Herpotrichiellaceae
Exons: 3
Coding region: 1-564 (187 amino acids)
Biological process (GO): proteolysis
Molecular function (GO): aspartic-type endopeptidase activity
Source: RefSeq, a predicted model, not a curated record